UCGAGGUUGAGUAGUAUACGUGCUCACCAGUACUUAUCUUUGCUCUGUGUGCCCAUGGAUGACUGGAACUCCUUGCUUGGAGCCGAGCACUUUCAUUCUGGAGCUCCAGGCUCGAAACCCAGCUCUUCGACUUCACCUCAACGGGGCAGAGCACAGCCUCGAGGAGUUCCACACGCUGGCCACCGGUGACUGGCGUGAUGCCACCGGCGCCCUCUAUGGCCUCGACGCCCAGGUCCUCGACGCCCAGGCCGCGUGGCCCUUGGACUUCACCGAUCUCAUGGAGGCGGCCGAGUCCGCGAAACCUGGCGCCGCCGAGGCGUGCGCCGAGCUCACGGCGCCGGGGUCCGGCCUGAAGCUGCAGGCCCGGCUGCGGCGGGUGCCGUGGAGUGGGAGCACCAAAGAGAAGCAGCUCGACAUCGCCACGGGCCCCCGCUGCUGGCGGGUGUCCCUGGAGAUCCGCUCAGUAAAGCUCACCACUGCAGCGGCGAACAUCUUUGUGAGCUACUCUUAUGGCCCCGUCUUCGCGAAGAAUCAGCCGGCCACUUUCCGAACCAGCCCGCCCGUGAUGGCGCGCAAGGGGUCCACCACGCACUUGCCCAAGGGCUUCGCGGCCUACUCGCUGGCGGCCACCAGCGCGGCCCUGCGGGCCGCUUUUGAGGAGCCGCUGCACCUGGAGCUCUGGGCACGCGAUAGCCUCCGCAAGGAUACCCUGCUGGGCCUGGCGGAGGUGAUGUUGGGCAGCGCCUUCGAGCGGCCCUUGCAGAAGUCCGCAAGGCUGCCCAGCAUGGUCCAUGGCUUCAAGGUCUUGGAUCAGGUGUGCCUGCUGGGCAGUGCAGAGGAGACCUCCAAGGAGAUCAUCGGGGAAGUUCGGGUUCUCCUCUUCUUGGAAGACUUGGGGCCGUCUUCCCGGCCGCUGCCGGACCAGACGCUGCAUGCUGCGGUGCAGGACGGGCCCACCGCCCGGACCCCCGGCACGCAGCGGAUGCCGCGGAGUUCGCCGGAGCUGUCGGGAUCCGAGCUGCAGGAGCUUGCGCUGGAGGGAUUGCAGGUGCUUCGGAAAAGCCCGGCCUACGCGGUCGCCUACGCGCUGGAGGCCUGGCGCCACUCAGAGGAGGAGCGUGCUCGCGCCCGGCUUCUUGAGCGUGAGCGCGAGCUUCGAGAGCGCUUGGAGGAGGACUACCGGCAACGGGAGCUGCAGAGGGCACAAAGCUUCAGGCAGCGGCAGCAAGACCUACGGGAGCUGGAGCAGAAAGCCAAGAAGAAGCUUUUGGAGAUGCAGCAGCGCGAGGCCACGGUGAAGGCCGCGCUGGUGAGCGCCCAAAGCGCCAACGACGAGCAGAAGCGCCGCGCCGACUGGGCCAUUCAGAAUUGUGAGGAGGAGCUGCGGCGUUCGAAAGCGGAGGCAAAGCAGGCCCUGGACUUCGAGGAGGCGCAGCAGCAGCGCUUGGACGCCAAGCUCAGCGCGCUGGAGGCAGAAGUCUCCGAGACGAAGCAGCGGCUCAACGCCCAGCUGGCGAUGCCGGCCUCUGCUUCAGCCAGCAGAGAGACCGCAGUAGCGGAGGAGCUCCAGAGGACUCGGCUGCGGCUGUGCGAGGAGCAGCUGCGCUGUGAGGCGCUGGAAAAGUCCAGGGACCACUUCCGACAGAAGGUGGAGGAGCUGUGCAGGAGGCUCAUGGACCAGGAAGCGAUACCCCCUCCAGCGGACGCGGCGCCCCGCGAACGGCCGCCGCGCGCGGGAGCCGUGCCAGCGACAGAGGCUGUGGAGUCGCCUUCAAUGGAGCAGUUCAGCCUGGAGUGGUUGCGACAGCAAAAGAAGGAAUUGCUCGAGACAGGGCUCUACACAGAGGAUGAUGCUGUCAUCCGCGCGCUGAAUGCGCAAAUGGCAGAGCAGGGAGUGAGGUGACAAGAAGGGUGCCCUUUCCGACUGGGGCUGGGGUUGCUACCCAACUAGCUGUCACUAGUGGAUUGCGCAAGCCAAGAACUCGCCG
Effrenium voratum is the source of this 1988-nucleotide messenger RNA. NCBI's taxonomy places the organism in Eukaryota, Dinophyceae, Suessiales, Symbiodiniaceae. The record is from the annotation of a GenBank genome assembly.